Molecule: messenger RNA, 2169 nt
Organism: Chelmon rostratus (copperband butterflyfish)
Lineage: Eukaryota; Metazoa; Chordata; Actinopteri; Chaetodontiformes; Chaetodontidae
Gene: cd276
Product: CD276 molecule
Exons: 9
Coding region: 344-1318 (324 amino acids)
Source: RefSeq, a predicted model, not a curated record
UCAUGGCUGGACAAAGCAGCAGCAAGGAGUGGUUUCUGGAAGAGAAGCGUCCCAAACCAAUGGGGCAUACCCACACUCCCCGAAACCCCAUCCUGUAGCUUCACCCAGCGUCAGAUCAAAGUGUCACCGCGUCGGCAGCGGCUCCUCCAGCGCUUCUCGUCGUAAGAGGAAUGAGCCACUCUGGAAAAUAACAUCGGCUGAGCUGCUCAGAGAAAAGAGUCACCGCCGCUGGAUGCUUGGUGUCUUUUAAGUGUCGUCCUCUUAACAUGGUCGGAAACGUCCCCAUCAUCGAGGGCUGAAUGGUUCCCAAUGGUUUGAGGAGCUUGGCAAUGAUACCAGCCAUAUGCCGAUGAGACAUUUGAGCCCAGAAGCGCUGUGUCUAAAGAAGUUGACCUGCAGUUUGAAUCCACCCUGGAAGACCAUGCUGUCCAUCCUGCUGCCCGCAAUGCUGGCCGUCCAAGCUAUGGCUGUGAUGGAAGUGCACGUCCCAGAGCAGCCAGUGGUGGCGCUGCAUGGCAGAGAUGCCACACUCAACUGCUCCUUCAGUGUCACCACCCCCUUCAACCUGUCUGAUCUGAGCGUCUUCUGGCAGCUGACAGACACCAAACGCAGUGUGCACGGGUACUGGGAGGGACACGACCAGCUGGCGGACCAGACCGAGAGCUUCGCCAACCGUACCAGCCUGUUCCCCGCCCAGCUGGGCCUGGGCAACAUUUCACUCCUGUUGAGCAGGGUGAUGGUUGCUGAUGAAGGCAGCUAUACCUGCUUUGUCAGGGUGCGGGACUAUGGCAGUGCUGCUUUGCUGCUGCAGGUGGCCGCCCCCUACUCCAAGCCUGUAGUGACUUUGGUGCCUGAAUCCAAUCUGCGGCCAGGUGAUGAGGUGGCCCUGACUUGUGUGGCCUACGGUGGUUACCCUCAAGCUGACGUGAUAUGGCAGGACGGGGGCGGACGCAACCUGACGGACAACAUCACCAAUUCAUUGGUGGCCAAUGAGGAAGGACUGUUCACUAUGACCAGCGUGCUGACAGUUGUGCUGGAGCCCAAUAGCACCUACAGCUGCCGACUGAUCAAUCCACUACUGGGAGAGGAGGGCUACGCCUUUGUCACAAUCACAGGUCAGAACAUCGCGUUCCCUCCGGUGGCUCUGUGGGUAACUGUUGGCCUGGCCGUGUGUCUGCUGGUGCUGCUCAUUGCCCUGGCUGCUGUCUGCCGCAGGAAGAUCAAGGAGAGCUGCGAGGAGGCCAGAAGAGAAGCUGAGGAGGCCAAGGAGCUGGAAGAAGAGGAGUCAAAGACAGCCAUGACACUGCUGAAAAGCUAAGGCCAAGCGACUAAAGGAGUCCAGGCCAGACGGCAGGUAGCAGAUGAGUCUGGCGGGUAAUCCCACUCCACCUAUCCAUCAACCUGGAGACUAUUUCCAGCGUCCCCCUACAGAAUGUCAAAGCCUCGCUGAGCAGAAGAUGAGUCCAUCAAAUUCUUUCCGAGACUGUCCCUCGAGUUCCCAUCAAAACACAAAAACGUAUCAUGUGCCAUUACUUUCUAUCGCCGCGGCAGCGAGUGAAUGCAGUUCAGUGGGUUGCGUUGUAGGCAGUAUGCAAAAGAGGAGCUCUGUUUGAAAACCACAUGAUGUGACAGGAUCCUCGCUCUGUCGCUGACAUCACUGCGUAUGGGUUGUGAUGGGGCAUGUGCCAGAGAUCUCCUGUCUAAUAGGAAGUGAGACACUUAAAGAGAUGACCCUGCCUCAGUAGCCAUCACUGUCUCUCUGCCAGAGAGAGAGCUUGGCUCUCCUAUUACUCUUGCACUUGCUAAUUAGCGUCUGUCGCUGGACUAACUUGUACCUGUCAGAGUGUGCCUCUCUCCUAUAUUCAGUAACUUGAGGGAAUUGAAAUUGAAUGCCAGCUGAGCUCCAACAAACUGCAAAUGGUGCAUGGGAUACUCCCUGAUUUUCUCACUGACCUGACAGCCUUUUAUGUAAGAAAUUGUUUUUAAUGAACAGCUCGUUUCUACUCCUCGUGUGAAAUGUUGUAUCUCUUCCAGGCUAGGGGCUGUACAGGUUGUUUUACUGCAUUUUUUUUAGGUACUUGAGCAAGUCCCCGUGCCAUAUGUCCAUGUAUGAAUGCCAAAGCCAUUUGUGUCAGAUAACCCAGUGCCUGUUUAUAUUAAAGAGACAUG